AUGGAUAUCGAAACUUUUGUUUCCAAGACACUUGAACUGUUAAAGGAGGAGAGAGGAGCUGAGAUAGAAGAAACCAGAGCAUGGCAGAAGAACCUGUCACUGAAAAACCUCCAGCAGAAAGGAGUAUGCCUGCUAAAACUUCAGAUUGCAAACCAGAGGACAGGGAUGCAUGGGAGACUUCUUGUUUCCUUUGAGCCCAGGAAAAGUACUGGCCCUUCAGUUCUUCCUAGCAAUGGUUUUGGACCCGGUGAUAUCGUGGGUCUUUAUGAAUCAGAAGGAUGCAGCCAGCCUAAUCAGCUUUGCUCAGGUGUGGUAACUCGUGUCACCCAGACGUCUGUAACGGUUGCUUUUGAUGAUACUCAGGACGGCUCCGGUUUGGAAAGUGAUGGACUGUACAAUAUCAUGAAGCUGGCAAAUGAUGUAACUUACAAGCGAUUAACUAAUGCUUUAAACUCCUUGAAUGGAUACAGAAGUGGUCCAGCUUCCCAUCUAAUAAGCGUACUUUUCGGUUACUCCGAGCCUGGAACCCUGUCACAACAAAAUGACUUACAGUGGAUGAAUAAUGGAUUGGACGGUUCUCAGCAGGAGGCUGUGUCCUUUGCACUAUCUCAGAAAGAUGUUGCUAUCAUACAUGGGCCACCGGGGACUGGUAAAACCACCACAGUGGUUGAGGUUAUUCUACAGGCGGUACGACAAGGACAGAAGGUUCUGUGCUGUGCUCCAUCCAAUGUGGCAGUGGAUAAUUUGGUAGAGCGCCUGGCUAGAAGCAAAGCUAAGGUCCUGCGUCUGGGACAUCCGGCUCGUCUGCUGGAGUCCAUCCAGAAACAUUCGCUGGAUGCAGUGCUUGCACAGAGUGACAACACUAACAUUGUUGCAGAUGUCCGUAAAGACAUUGAUAAAGCCUUGAGUCAGUUAAAGAAGGUGCGCGACAAAGGACAGAGGAGCAGCCUGAGGCGAGAAAUAGGGGAACUGCGAAGGGAACUAAGGUCCAGGGAACAAACAGCCAUCACCCAAAUCCUACAAAGGGCCAGUGUCAUUCUGGCAACCAAUACUGGAGCCAGUGAUGGUGGUCCGCUGAAGUAUUUGCCCAGAGAGCAUUUUGACCUAGUGGUGAUAGAUGAAUGUGCUCAGGCUCUGGAGAGCAGCUGCUGGAUUGCACUGCUCAAAGCACGCAAGUGUAUUCUUGCUGGAGACUACAAACAACUGCCACCAACUAUUAAAUCCCAGACCGCUGCAUCUAAAGGUCUGUCUGUGAGUCUAAUGGAGCGUCUGAUUCAGAAGUACGGAGACACUGUAGUGCGAAUGCUGACUACUCAGUAUCGUAUGAAUUGUGCCAUUAUGCAGUGGGCUUCAGAGCAUAUGUACCAAGGGAAACUCAUAGCACAUCCCUCAGUGGAAAAGCAUUUGUUGAGAGACCUGCAGGGAGUAGCUGAUCUUGAGGAAACCAGUCUGCCUCUGCUCCUCAUUGACACAUCUGGCUGUGGCCUUAAUGAAAUGGAGGACACAGAUGAGCAGUCGAAAGGCAAUCAAGGUGAAGUCGACAUAGUGGCGAUUCAUGUCAAAACCCUAAUUGAAGCUGGAGUAAAAGCAAAAGACAUUGCUGUUAUCGCACCUUAUAACCUCCAGGUUGAUCUUUUAAGGCAGAAACUCUCAAGUGAGCAUCCUGAACUAGAGAUCAAGUCUGUGGAUGGCUUUCAGGGCAGAGAGAAGGAGGCAGUGCUGCUGUCCCUGGUUAGAUCUAAUAGAAAAGGAGAGGUUGGUUUUCUAGCAGAGGACAGAAGGAUCAACGUAGCAGUCACACGUGCCAGGCGUCAGCUCGUAGUGGUGUGCGAUUCCCGAACGGUCCGAAACCACGACUUCCUCAAAUCCUUGGUUGACUACAUGUCUGAGCACGGCGAGGUUCGCACCGCAUUCGAAUACCUUGAGAACGUGGUGCCUGAAAACUACAGCCAAGACAAGAACGAUAAACACAACGACAUCAAAGACGCUACAGGAACCAAACCAAAGGCCAGAAACCAGCAAAGCAAGAAAGUUGAGUCCAAGCGUAAUAAAGACUUGGAGAACAAAAACAAAGUGGGAGUUCAGCAAAAAUCUGGCACCUCCAGCAUCAAUAAUUUAACCUCAGACUUUUCCAAACUCAAAGCAGAUGAUCAAACUGAGACUGAAAUAAAAACAGAAGAGAUGAAGCAGCAGUUGCUUGACUUUCUGAGUGAUCAGAGUCGAACAGAGAUGAAGUUUCCUUCCUCUCUAAGCUCUCACGAGCGCCUGCUGGUCCACCAGCUCUCGGAAGACUUGGGACUGUUGCAUCUGAGCCAGGGAGCAGGAAAACAGCGCCACAUCACCGUUUCCAAACCUGUGUCAAAGUCAGAAAAGGUAGAAGAGAAACCAGCUGAGGAACCAGAAGCUGAAAUCCAGAAUACAGGGAAACAACAGGAGAAGGAACCCAUCAGGCAAGCACCAAAGCCUGCUCUAGAUUUGAAAAGCUUGCAUUUAGAGCGUAUGCAACGGGAGCAAGAAAAACGGGAGGAGAAAAAUAAGAGCAGACGAAUGGAGGAAGAUCUGAGAGACAAUAAAGGCCAGACUACAAAAAAGAGCAAAGGAAAGGGAAAAAUUAAAGCAGGGGCCGUGGAUAUAGCUGCAGCCGCUACUGCUGAUGAUGAUUUUGAUGCCCUUAUUGAUGCAGUGGUGAAAGCAGAGAGAGUGUGUGGCUUUGUGAAGUGUAAAGCCAGCGUGCUCACACUUGGACAUCUGUGUGUCUACUGUAACAGACAAUACUGCCUAUCUCACCACAUACCCGAGGUCCAUGGAUGUGGAGAUAAGGCAAAGGCUCAGGCUCGCAUGAGAAUUAGCAAAGAAGGAGUACUAUAUGCUGGAAGCGGGCAGAAGGACAAGUCCAUGGACCCCAAUAAAAAAGCCCACCUGCAUCGAAAAUUGGACUCUAAACUCAAGGACAUGGCAUCCCAAAGAAAAACCAAAUCAAAGGAUAAAGAACAAUAAAUAUUCGGCUGUACUGUAUACAUUUGGUUAAUUUAAACUUGUAAUGCUGGAAUAUGCAUAAAGUUAUAUGAUUAUAGAUAAAAAUGUAUUAAACUAUAAUGCAAUUGUCUUUAAACCACUGAUUUUAUUUAUUUAUUUUCAAAAUAAACCAGAUAAAAUGUCA
This is a messenger RNA of Trichomycterus rosablanca, 3160 nucleotides long. RefSeq names its product immunoglobulin mu DNA binding protein 2 (gene ighmbp2). Gene Ontology annotation, cellular component: cytoplasm; nucleus. Bases 1 to 2997 code for a protein of 998 amino acids. NCBI's taxonomy places the organism in Eukaryota, Metazoa, Chordata, Actinopteri, Siluriformes, Trichomycteridae. Gene Ontology annotation, molecular function: ATP hydrolysis activity; RNA binding; DNA binding. The transcript has 15 exons. The record is from RefSeq and is a predicted model, not a curated record.